AUGAGCUCGCUGGAUGAUCACUCGCUGGACCUGGGUCCUCGGGAUAUUGGCAUAAAACGGGAAAUCAACCGCUCAGAAUCUUCAACCAUACAUGAAAUCCAGAUAUGUGGAGAGACACGGGUUAUGAAGCUCUUCCACGGUAAUGGCGACCCAGGAUACACUCCAAAGGGCCGCGACCUGAAUCGGUUUCGCUGUGAAUUGAAUGCCUAUCGUAACCUCCAUAAAUACGGCGUGUGCAAACGCGGCUUUGUUCCAUUCUUUUAUGGCUAUAUUGAUCGUGUUGACCCGUCGGCUUUUGCGCCACCUCUUACACCUUUCAUCUGCGAUCAAUUCCAACCGAGGGCGAUUUUGCUCGAGUACUUACCGGAUGCCGAAAGAUUAAAUUGCGUGAAUUAUUCCGAAGCUCUCUGUCUGUAUGCGGUGGACGGUAUCAAAGAGAUACACAGUGCUCUUGUCCACCACCAUGAUAUUUACCCGAAGAAUAUGCUGGUUGUGUCUGGUAGUAGAAUUAUAUGGAUUGAUUUUGAUGUCGCAAUGACUUUUGAUAAUAUGAGCUCCCGUGAGAAAGAAUACUGCAAACGCGAAGCCGAUCUUGUUGAAAGUUUCGGAGAGCUUUUGGCUUGUGUUGCUUCGUUGCCUUGA
This is a messenger RNA of Aspergillus bombycis, 642 nucleotides long. RefSeq lists its product as uncharacterized. Gene Ontology annotation, molecular function: ATP binding; protein kinase activity. NCBI's taxonomy places the organism in Eukaryota, Fungi, Ascomycota, Eurotiomycetes, Eurotiales, Aspergillaceae. Bases 1 to 642 code for a protein of 213 amino acids. The transcript has 2 exons. Gene Ontology annotation, biological process: protein phosphorylation. The record is from RefSeq and is a predicted model, not a curated record.